AUGGCAGCUUUGCAACUUCCCACUCUAGCACCCUUCUCUGUGUUAUCUGACAGUGCUACGCUCAGUCAACGUUGGACAAAAUGGGUUAAAAGUUUCGAAUAUUUUCUGGUCGCUUCGAACGUGACGGACAAGAAACGACAACGGGCAUUGAUGUCGAAAAGUUGGAUGCCUACUUCAAACCGCAAAAGAAUAUCCCGUUUGAACGCCAUAUGUUUAGACAAGCCACCCAAGAUCCCUCGGAAACGAUGGAUACGUACGUUACUAUAGACUCAAACGAUUAGUACAAACUUGUGAUUAUGGUACCUUGUCCAACGAAAUGAUUCGCGAUCAGGUCCUGGAGAAAUGUUAUUCAACGCGUUUACGGCGUCGGUUACUUCGCGAAGAAACCCUUACCCUCGAUGUUAUUUUACGCAUUGCCAGAGCCCUCGAAGCGUCUGAUCGCUAAGCACAACAAAUCGAAGGCACCAAGAAUUCCGAGAGCGAUGCUGAGAAAAGCUCUGCAUAUGUUAUCCAGCCUCGAUCGAAUACCAAUAGCAGUCGAGAAUUUCGUUCAGAGCGUCCUGCAGCUAGCCCACAGCGUCAAGACUCGCCGUCAGACGAUCGACUUCCCAAACGAGCUUGUUAUUGUUGUGGUCGUGACGGUCAUCGAGCAAAAGAUGCUUCGUGCCCAGCCAAUAACAAAGCAUGCAAUAAGUGUGGCAAACUUGGAUAUUUUGGUCGUGUUUGUAAGAGCGCCAGGCGUCCAGAACAAUCCGAAAGAGUUCGCUACAUUGAACAGCGAGAGAACAACAACUUUUCUGACGAUGACGAAUAUGUAUUUACAUUGAAUGACCCAAAGAACAGCGAGCAACAGACCAGCGUCACGAUUACUGUUCAUGGCACGGAGAUUCCAGUGAUUAUUGACUCGGGAGCCGGUGUGAAUGUUCUGGACAAGAACACUUUCAAUCGUCUUUAUAAUGGACCCCAAAACACUAUAAAACUCUCAGAUUCGCGUGUAAAGUUGUUUUCCUAUGGAGCUGUUACACCACUUCCGGUACUGGGGAAAUUCGAUGCCAUGGUUACGAUUCUAGCUGUUUCCGGUGAAACAGCCUCAUCUACCAAUGCCCAAUUUAUCGUCGUGAAUACAAUCGACUCAGGCUGCUUACUUGGAAAGUCUACAGCAAUUGCUCUUGGUUUAUUGAGAAUCGGGCUACUUUCUGGAACUACUCUUAAUGCUGUAACAAUGCAAAGUGAUGUUGAAGUCAUACUUUCCAAGUAUCCAACAGUGUUCAGUGGUGUAGGUAAGCUAAACAAUUACCAAUUGAAAGUGCAUGUGAACCCCGAUAUCCCUCCAGUUGCCCAGCCACCUAAACGGGUACCUUUCCACAUCGUAAAGUUGUAGACAAGAAGAUUACAGAACUUGAGGAUCUUGAUUUUAUCGAGUCGGUCCAGGGCCCAACCCACUGGGUUUCAUCUUUAGUUGCAGUCCCGAAGGCAAAUGGUGAAGUACGCGUCUGUGUUGAUAUGCGGCGGGCAAACGAAGCCGUUAUUCGUGAACGCCACCCCAUCCCCACAUUGGAAGAGACGGUGCAAGCCCUCAAUGGGGCAACAGUUUUCUCCAAGCUAGACCUGCGUUGGGGUUACCACCAAAUUGAGCUCCACCCAGAUUCUCGUGGGCUGACAACUUUUUCCACUCCCCAAGGUUUAAAGCGGUAUAAACGAUUAAUUUUCGGUUUGUCGUCAGCAUCUGAAAUGUACCAGUUUGUCAUCCAGCAAGUGCUAAUUGGGAUCCCAGGGGUCCGCAACAUAUCCGAUGACAUUAUUGUCUUUGGAACAACACAGGCUGAACAUGACCGCAGUUUGGACCAGACCCUGCAACGCCUGCAUGCCAACGGGCUCACUCUCAACAAAGACAAGUGUCUCUUUAGUGUUCCUGAGCUAGUUUUCUUUGGCUUUAAAAUCUCCGCUGCCGGCCUGUCUCCAGAUGACAAGAAAGUAGAGGCCAUCCAACCAAUGCCGGGGAGGUGCGAAGUUUUCUUGGUUUGGUCAAUUAUUGUGCUCGCUUCAUUCCAAAAUUGGCCACCAUUUGCGAGCCACUUAGGCAGUUAACUCGAAUGGGGGCCAAAUGGGCUUGGGGAAAACCACAGCAGCUUGCAUUCAACGAGCUAAAAUACAGUUUGACCAGCGACUGCGUAAUGGCUCAUUAUAACCCUGAAUCAGAAACUGAGGUUAGGGUGGAUGCCAGUCCAGUUGGGUUAGACGCCAUCCUAAUGCAGUCCGAUGGCCACGAGACACGCCCUGUUGCAUAUGCAUCGAGAACUCUCACCGAUGUUGAGAGGCGCUACUCACAGACAGAAAGAGAGGCACUCGCAGUUGUGUGGGGGUGUGAAAAGUUCCACCUGUAUCUUUAUGGCACUACGUUUAAACUUUUCACUGACCACAAGCCACUCGAGUUUAUCUAUAGCCCGAAGGAAAAACCACCUCCACGUAUAGAGCGGUGGUACUCAAACAGCCUAAGAGCAAUAAGUUGUCAACAUCCUUUGAUCCCAAUGGUUAUCGCGUGGUUAAACGGCAUGGAAGUAGUGUUCUUCUGCAGCGAGGGAACGAGCCAGCUAUCAUGCGUAAUGUCUCAUUGACUAGGAAAAUUGAAAAUGCCGGUGUCGAACAGUUUACGGAAAGCUCAGACGGAGAGGACGAGAUUGAAGGGCAAUCAGUAACAGCCGUGCCUGCAGUCACUGUAAACACACGACCUGCAAGGAUGCGUAGACCUCCAGCUAGAAUGCAGGACUUUAUAACAUAAACAAUUGGACUUCAUAUUAUAUACAAGCGAACUGGGUUUGACAUUAGUUAUGACAUUUAAAAUUGUGUUUGGUUCCUUUAAUUAAUACAAAGGGAGAGAUAUCUUGUCCAGCGGUGGACAC
This is a messenger RNA of Paramuricea clavata, 2900 nucleotides long. NCBI's taxonomy places the organism in Eukaryota, Metazoa, Cnidaria, Anthozoa, Malacalcyonacea, Plexauridae. The record is from the annotation of a GenBank genome assembly.